UACGGUGGGUUUGUCUGCACAAUUUUCGUAAACAACAACAAUCUGUGAAGAUUUCUGUCGUGUCGACGAGACCUGCUGAAGAAGAAAUUGUUCCGACUGCGCCCUGGAUAGUCAGAGUCUGAGUAUUGGAUUUGCUGGGACGAGAGACUUCCUGGAACAAAUUCUUUUACGAUUAAAAUGGAAUCACCGAUGGUGAUGUAGUGGCCGUUCCCAUUCCAGCUGGUGAUGUGGCCAUGCGGAUUAAUUACAUGUGCUUUGGUGGCUUUUCUACCCGCUGGAAAUUGAGCAGCACUAAUGUCAGGUUGCUGCACAGUUCCACUCUGAAUCCAGCAACUAGUAAAUGAAGUCAGUUUGUGUAAGAGCAGUUCAUCGUCAGGGCUGUCGUUGUUCAAGGCUCAACUUAGACAUUCUGCUGUGAAGUUCAUGUGAAUCCAUUGUAUCUCAACAAUAACCAUCUGAAUUGUUUAUUGACUUGGUGACUUGCGUGUCAUCUAGUCACUCCUCAACCGAUGUGCAACUGUCCUCAUUUCCAGAAUAAGCAGUAGGAGAGGCCACCAGAGUGAGGGGUUGGGUUGAAGAAGAAUCAUCUCAUCUUCCAAUUGCAAAGACAUUCCCAGCUUCCUAAAGUCUGUCUUAGAAUUCAAAGUUGUCUCAUUGGACAUUCCAGUCAGUAGAAGACGACAAGAUACAAACAUUAAGAGUACAUCCAGACAAGGUCUUGGUUAGAUCUUUUUUAGCUUGUGACAGAUCAUGGGCUUUCCAAGUGAACCGUAAUUUAAGGAAAGGAGAAGUUAAUGAGUUGGAACUGAAGCAAUCUUGACAAGCAGAAACAGUAAAUAUCCGAUAGCAGCUGGGACAAAUUUUUCACACCGUUAAGGAAAUUAUCAACAAGUUCAGCCAUCAGAAGAAGUUUUCAAUUUUUGAGUGAGACGCAUAAAUUUGCAUAAAUGCAUAGUAAGUACAGAUACGAUGACUCCCCCCCUCCUAUGAGCAGUGCAAGAACUCCAAUCAGUCGGAAGGAUAUUAUCACUUAUCAACCCGAACCCAGCAAACGGACGUUUUACCUCAGUAAGAAAACACGACAUGGGUUCAUGGUUUUUUCCAUUGCAGUACUGGCGUUUGCACUGCUCGCCUGGUACUAUGUCACCCAACAUGGACGCAUGUCUGUGGUGUCCAUCGGACCGAUGUACUUUGAUCCGAUCGGGUCGAAGCUCCAGCUUAGAGAUGCUGAAGACAAUAUCAUUUUCAAGGAUAAGUUAGGGAUAGGCUUGCCAUUUGGAGUGAAGCCAGUGGAUUGCAUGAGGGAAAACAAGGAUGUGAAUACCGUGUGUAUACACUGGAUGAACGUAACGCUGCAUGAUGAGACGCCGGUCGUGGAGAUGGUCAUCGAAUAUGUGUCCCAACCAAACGAUAUUAAGUGUGUCAAUAUAGAAUGGACUGCUCUGAGACUUGAUUUCAGUCCGCAGGAUUGUUUCAUACUGAAUGAUUCACACUGGUAUGGGGGAAGCGAGGUCUACUACCAACACUGGUUGGUGGAGAAUUUACGCAUUCCCAUGCAGCCGUACGUUUCAAGGGACAUCAGUGUGGAGAAGGACGCUUUUGGUUCGGUCCUGGAGCGGUACUGGUUAUCAUCCCGCGGUGUGGCAGUCGUCGUUGAUAAAGACACUCCUCUACAUGUGUCCAUCAACCAAGAACAGACGAAGAACGAGGUGUGUUUAAAAGGAGAGUAUACCAAUUCACCAUAUCGACAUCCCAAUAGGAAGUAUGCAUAUGCUCCUCUACACUACACCGUGUGCACUGGGCAGAAUGUUAAAAAAGUACAUGACUACGUCCUCCAGAAUUAUUUUAAGAAACCACCGUACGAGCCAGAUGAACGAAUGUUUAGAUAUCCAAUAUGGUCAACGUGGGCGAGAUACAAAGCGAACGUUAACCAGUCGGCUGUUCUAAAAUACGCUCAGGAGAUUCAGAAACAUGGAUUUCCAAACAGCCAGAUAGAAAUUGGUGAUAUGUACAUGUCUUUCCAUGGCGAGGCAGAUUUUGCGCGAGUGAAAUUCCCAAAUGCCACGCAGAUGAUCCGGGAGCUGCAUACCAUGGGAUUCCGUGUCACGGUGUGGUCCAAUCCCUUCGCUAAUAUCGACUCGCCGACAUUCCACGAAGGUGUGAAAAACAACUAUUGGAUGAACGGACCUGGCGAGCGUGUUCCCGCCUUAAUGAAAUGGUGGAACGGUGUUGCCGCCAUUUUGGAUGUCUCCAAUGAACAAGCGACUGAAUGGUUUAUCAACCGCUCGAGGGAGAUGCAACGUGAAUAUGGCAUCGACUCCUUCAAAUUUGACGGAGGGGAAGUCUCCUACGUCCCACGCUGCUACAAUGCGUCUGUUUCAUUCCAUGAUCCAAACCUGUACUGUACUAAGUUCGUUGAGAUUGUUGCAAAGAUCAAUCGGCAAGUUGAGGUCCGAUGUGCCCAUCAAACUCAACAUCAACCCAUUUUUGUACGAAUGAUGGACAAGGAUCCAACAUGGAAUUAUAACAAUGGGCUGUUAACAAUGAUCCCUACAGCCCUCUUAAUGGGUGUCUUAGGGUACCCCUUUAUUCUACCCUACAUGAUCGGUGAUAGCGGCUUCACAGACAAUGACUUCCAUAAUAUAAACAAACCUGAGAGAGAACUGUACAUCCGAUGGAUGGAGCUAACUGCUUACUUGCCUGCAAUGCAGUUUUCUAUAGCGCCCUGGCAGUACGAUGAAGAAGUUGUCAACAUCUCAAGAGAAAUGGUGAGAAUUCAUGAGGAAGUGUACAACAAGUUGGUGCGUCCUCUGUUGGCUGAUGCAAUAACAAAAGGCUACCCCAUCAUCAGACCCCUCUGGUGGAUCGCCCCUUCAGAUGAGACGGCUCUUUCCAUCGACUCAGAGUUCCUUAUUGGUGAUACGUUCCUCGUGGCACCAGUCUUGAAGAAACAUGCUUUAGAAAGAGACAUUUACCUACCGCAGGGAUUGUGGAAAGAAAGCUUAGACCAACAGAGAUUACUGAAAGGGCCGGUAUGGCUGAGGAACUAUACAGUAAGGCUUCAUCAAGUCGCUACCUUCACGAUCACUGAAUCUACUCCAUAAACUCACUACGCUCACAUCACCAAGGAGAUAAACAAGAACAAUUAAGAAGAGGGUACAGCAUUGAAUACUACUCACAGAAUCUACUUUUUGUGACUAAUAUUUGGAUUUAUAAAAAAACACAAAUAGUAAAAGUAUACAAGACACUUUGACUUAUAAAAACAAAUACUGGGUAAAAGCAAACAAACAUUAAAAAAGGCAGGGCCAGCCAUAAUUUCAAAAGAAAUUCAAGUCAAUUGGGAUGGUUAUUUAGGGUCUUUAGCUUCUCUUGAAGCAAAGCAGAACAAGAAACAAAGGUGAGCUGUUUCUUAGGUUUAUAAGAACAAGAAACAAAGGUGUGCUGUUUCUUAGGUUUAUAAGAGGGUUUUGUUUUAGCAACCCAGACCACAAACAACUUUCUGACAGAAAAAUCCACUGACUGAAAUAAUUUCAGAGGGCUAUGUCAAAACGAAUUGGUAACCAACAUUUUUUUAAACUAAAUAGUUAUCUUUAAAAUCAAUUUUCUCCACCUAUACAGCCUUUAUUUACUUCCAAGUUGAUAAUUUCCUGUUACUAAAACUUUAUAAACUUGUUGGAUUGGUAAGCUGCAACAUUUGACAGUUUCAAUUGAAUUCUGUAGACACUUAGGUAGUUUGUAAAAUCUGCAGAAACCUAGCCUAACCAAAUCACGGUUUUGGUUUUGUUGGGAAUGCUUAUUCGACGCGGCUGAAUCAAAAGUUAAACAAGCUUGUUCCAGGUGGCCAGAAGGGCCUCUUAGGAAGAACAGAGAACAAUUAUUUUAAAUAAAGUUUAUUGAUUUUAAAGCGAAUUAUAAAGCCACCACAUUGUUUUCACAAAAACCAUUUAUUUAUUGUAAUGUUUGAAGUCUUUGUAUAGUUUAUUGCAAUAUGUCUGCCAAAGAAAAUUUAUAUAAAAAAAUAUGAAGUUCAAGUUUUUCGCACUUUGUGAUUAAUAGUUUAAAAUCAAGAUGUCGUAACCAAAUUUAAUAAGUUUCCUUUUUUUCCAAAAUAAUUUUUGAAAGCUUUCAUCGAGGCUUACCGGUAUUAAAUGGUGCAGAUUUCACACAAUUUUAUCAAUUGUUUUAAUUUUACUUAUGUAAAUACUAAUGUAUUUUUUAUGUGCCUUUAUUCAGUCAUCAUAAAACCAACAAGUUUUCUCUUUCAAUAUAAAAAUGUUUUUCUAUGCACUUCUUUCUAAACUUGUUUUUUUUCUCAAGUGCAGAUUCAAGAGGAAGAAGAUUUGUUUUCCAUGUUUAAUAAUAUUUUAUAUCAUCUCUCCAGCUUUACUACAGAAAACAAAACUUCUCACGGGCUUUCAGUUUAUUACUAGUAUUUAUUGGAAUAAUAAGUGUACAUUUUUUGCAUAAUUUAAACAAUUUCAAACAGUGUUUUUUAUUUUCUUUCAUGAAAAUUAUAUAGUUGGUGAACUUAUUGUAUGUUGUUUUUCUUUAAUGUUUGAUAAAACGCAGUAUUGUCUGAUUAGAAAAAGUACAAAAUGUUGUCCUAGUUAAAUGAAGAGGCUUGUCAAAAAGUGUUCCAGUUUUAGGUUGAAGAACAAAAUAGUUUUCCAAUUUAAAGGCAGGUAUUCUUUUACAAUUAUCUUCAUUUGGUGUAUCCCAACAUGCAUAAAAUAACCUGUGAACAUUUUGGCUCAAUUGGUCAUCGAAGUUGCAAGAAAAUAAUGAAAGAAAAAACCACCAUAGUAUUGUUUUCAGAUUCCUAAAAUGAGAAAGCCUUUCUCACAUUCAGAUUUUGGGGUGAACAAUUUCUAAAACUUCAUUACCUCAAAGGGGGUCGUUUCUAACAAUGUUUUAUAAUAUCAACGGCUCUCCAGCGCUCUAUACCACAAUUUUUUAAUGAUCUUCAAAAAGUAUACCCUGUCUUUAAAUGUAGAACUGAAAAUAGUGUAAUUCCAACCUAUAUGGAGUGUAAAUUCAACAUAACAUAUGGUGUGUCUGGGCCUAGCAGAGUGUGGGUUCAAGUCCUUGUCUUGACACUUGUGUCCUUGAGCAAGACACUUAACCAAUAUUGCUUUGUCCUUUGGGAUGAGACGUCAAGUUGUUGGUUCCGUGUGUUAAAAAUAAUGCAAAGUCCAGUACACUUCUUAUAAUUAAGAGUAGGAGUUCGUCCUGGUGUUUUCUGGCACGUUUCGCUAAAGAUUGCACCACAGCACUUUGUAAAAAUGGGCACCAUCCAAUAUUUAUGAUCAAAUUAUUUUUCCACAUUUGUUAUUCCUGUCUGUUGGAAUUGGCAUAAAGGAAGUGUUCUGAUCAAAUUAUUAAGAAAUAAAGAUCAUAAAAAUCAAACACCAAUUUCACCACUCUUUUCAAUCCUCAAUGAUGAGUUGUUGCUUAUAUUAAGCAGAAGUUAUUCACAGGAUACUAGUUUUUGUAUAUCAUAUAUUAAUUUUUGGUUUUUACCUAUACAUUGAUGUGUGUAAGCAUUGUAUACUCAGUACUUUCCCCGAGUCCUGUGAACAAAUAUCAAGGCCAUAUUUACUUGGGUGGGAUUCGAACCCACAACCCUUUAUUAUAUAGAUGUGUUACAAGAAUCUUUACUUUCACAUCGAGUGUUAAAUUCGGCAAAGGCCCAGUUGCAAAGUAGUUACAAAAUAGCAGUAGAGCUAAAUGCAGCGAUAAGCAGAAGCAGAAUCUUUUAGCUGCUUAGCUGCCCAGUGGCCAAAUUUUGUAACGACUGUAAGCACAACAAAAUUGCUAAGCGCAGAAAAAUAAUUCUUAACAGAAACUUUACCAGCCAAAAUGCCACAAAGUUUGCAUUGUUGCAACUGGUACUCCACUCAUGUUUCGCGUGGCUAAAAAAACAAGCUGAGCAGUAUUUUUUGCUAAAUAGCUUUAAGUCUGAAAUUGCGCCCAGUUCAAAAAUCUCUUAAUGGCUAUUAAUCUUGCCUUGUCUGAUGGUUACAGCUUUGCAGAAUGGAAUAUUGUCAGACACCCUCACAACACUGUAUAUUAUGGAGUUGUAUCAUCAAUACAUGUUGCACAAUAAGGCGGAUUUGUUUUAAAAUUUGGCAAGUUGUCAUUGUAUCUUGUAUCAAAGCAAAUGUGUGUAGCAUUAAAAUUAUGAAAUCAUUAAAAAUGCCUAAAUGUAAGCUAAA
Molecule: messenger RNA, 6215 nt
Organism: Asterias rubens (European starfish)
Lineage: Eukaryota; Metazoa; Echinodermata; Asteroidea; Forcipulatida; Asteriidae
Product: myogenesis-regulating glycosidase-like
Exons: 5
Coding region: 948-3104 (718 amino acids)
Biological process (GO): carbohydrate metabolic process
Molecular function (GO): hydrolase activity, hydrolyzing O-glycosyl compounds
Source: RefSeq, a predicted model, not a curated record